GCGUCUGCCUCGCUUGUAAGUUGUAAAUCAGAGUAAGCACGUCGAUGCGCCGUCCGCAAGCGAAAAAUAGACAUAGUUUGAUGUAGCUCGGAAUAAUUCGAGAUAAUAGUAACACUGUUUGAACGGCGCCGAGGAAGUAACCACGCAGCACCGCACCGCCCUCUGGGCUCCGAGCACAGAAAAUGCCGAUGUACCAGCGACCCCCGUUUUGGCGCAUACCACAUCAAAGGCAGGACCCUGAAGAUGAACCCAGAUAUUUUGGACAAAGAAGAAGGGUGACACCAGGCACUCCGGCUGGUCGGGAGCUUCUUCGAGGCGACAUCAUCGCAAAAAUCGACGACUACGAUGCCCGAGACCUGAGACAUGAAGAUGCUCAGAACCUCUUCAAGAAUGCGCGCAAUCAAAUCAAAAUUGUUGUACAAAGGGGCGGCUCAAGUUCUCACCUUUACUCGGUGCCGCGGGCCACCGGCAGCUAUGUAGGCAGGGUUGCCACACCCACGUUCUAUCACGAACUCGCUGAGGACGUGGACCGGGAAGCUCCCAGGGGAGCCACAUACUCUUACCCGCCGAGAUCACCCAUACCAACACCCGUGGCACCGUCAUACAGAACGCCAAGUCCCCUGCCGCCGCCUACGUCGCCCCACGUAUGGCAGGGCAAAGGUCCGGAGUCUCUACCCAGGACGCCAGUUCAGAACUACAACUCGUUCCCGGUUCAGCAGGAUGGAGAGUACAGGACACUGCUGCUUUCGCCAUCGUCUGUGCGCACUGAUGAGACGAUCGACGAGUCCAUUCAAAGCCAGCCUUACCGCACAACGCCCCUGGUGUUGCCAGGCGCCAAAGUCCGACGUGAACCCGGCCCCACGGAGAGCUACCUCCGCCACCACCCCAACCCCGCGAUGAGGGCGCCCCCACACCACGACUACCGCGACACUGUCAUGAAACAGAAGGUUGCCGAAUCGGUGCUGCAGCGGGUCGGAGAGGACGUGAACAAGGUGGUGCACAAACAGUUCAACUCGCCGAUCAAUCUAUACUCGGACCAGAACAUUGCCAACUCGAUUAGGCAACAGACAUCGCCUUUGCCCCACAAGCCGACGCUGCUGUACGACCCCGCCAAGUCCGAGACGUUCCGCGCGCUGCAGGAGGAGGGGCUCGGCGGCGCCGUGCAGGAGGUGCCCGUGCCCGUGCAGCCCAAGGUCUUCCAGGCUCCGCCCAAUAAGAAACCAGUGCCUACACCAAAGCCAGCGAAGAAGCCUGAGACGAAACCGAACGGAAAACAAACGACCUUCGUGAAUUCGCUUCACGAAGAGCACAUCCAGCAAUCGAACUCGUUCAAACGCCUGAUGUACAACGUACUCGGCGACACCGAUUUCUAGGCCGCGGCCCCAACGCAAUAACCGCAAAGUGCAAGACGUGAACUUGGCAAAUAUGGACAAUUACAUAAGUCUGCGUUCGUCGUAGUGUGACCUAGCCCUAACGAAAGUUAGUUUAGGUAGUCUGCCAUAAUUGGAAUGAGUAAAACAUAGAAAUAUGACUGAUGUUGGUUUUGGCGGUUAGACGGCGCCAACAGAACACUGUUGGAUUAGCAACGAUAAGACUAACAAAAUUAAUUUAAAGGGAGGCCAAUAUUUAUGCUCCUGCCAGUGUGUAAAAUUAUUUUUCGGUGAAUUUAAUUAUUCUAAUACUCGAGUAUUAGUGAUAUAAUUUAUAUUUACGUUAAGUAGCUAUGUAACGUUUAUUACUAAGUGUUGAUUUUCUGUUUUGUACAGAAAUAUAUUGUUUAUGUAUACAAUGAGAAAUGUUGAGUGUACAAUCUAGUCACUUCGACCGAGCUCGGUCGUCCACGACGAUCCAAUUCGAGAAACUUUAAAUAAAUUAUUUAUUUUUAUCUAA
Molecule: messenger RNA, 1890 nt
Organism: Amyelois transitella
Lineage: Eukaryota; Metazoa; Arthropoda; Insecta; Lepidoptera; Pyralidae
Gene: Zasp66
Product: PDZ and LIM domain protein 7
Exons: 12
Coding region: 183-1373 (396 amino acids)
Biological process (GO): actin cytoskeleton organization; muscle structure development
Cellular component (GO): adherens junction; filamentous actin; stress fiber
Molecular function (GO): muscle alpha-actinin binding; actin binding
Source: RefSeq, a predicted model, not a curated record